AUAAGUUAUGCUGCUGAUGAUGCACUGAUAGGAAUUGAUGUAUUUAUGCAUUUGAUAUCUGUAAAGAUUUGUGGUAUUAGAUCACGAAAACAGUUUUAUGGCAGUAUUAUAAAUAACAGUGAAGCUGAAGUUUGGAGAACAGCCAGGUCAUUAUGUCAAGGAAUAAUAGAUGUAGCUUUUAAAAGCAAGAAUUUGUCGAGUUUAUUGGUGAAGGGAGACCACUCAUCAGAAGAUGAAGACUUUGAAAAUGACAUAAUUAGUUCAUCACAGCAGUCAUCAUUUCCACAUAAAAGUGGGAAACAUAAAUCAAGUAAAAAAGCAUUCAUGACAAGACAACGGCCCCUGUAUUACAAUGCCCAACUUCUAGCACCAGAUGGGAAAUGUUUAACACUAUGUGAUAUAAGAAAAGCACAGUGGUAUUUGGAUAAAGGCCUUGCAGUGAAGGUGGGUGAGGACCCUCUAAGUGUGCAGCUAAAGUUUGAGCCCAAAGCACGACCAACAUCAAGUCAAGAUUACUACCUGCAAGAUAAGGAGAAUAUUUGUGUAGUUUGUGGGGCAGAUGAAGAUUAUGUUAGAAAAAUUGUUGUACCUCAGGAAUAUAGAAAGUAUUUCCCAGGCAUUCUCAAGGAUCAUUCAUCACACGAUGUUUUAUUAUUAUGUAUAAACUGUCAUCUCAAAUGUGCUGACUAUGAGGCUGCAUUACGACAACAGCUUUCUGUAGAAUGUGAUGCUCCACUGGACUCGGGGAAAGAUUCCAAACGAUUUUUUGACCAAGAUCUAGCCAAAGUUGUUUCAGCUGCAAAGGCAUUGCUAAAAAGCAGAAAAUCUAUUCCGGAAGCUAGAUUACAAGAACUUGAAGAGAUUGUAAUGAGAUUCUAUGGUGUACAGUCAUUGCCAUCAGAACUUUUAGAAAGUACUCUGAACAUGGAAAUAAAAAUAAAUAAUGCCAAAUUUACUCCCCAUGGCAAGAAGGUGGUCGAGUUCUACAUGUCAAAGGAAGGGGGACUACUAGGAUUUGAAAAAAUGUGGAGGCAACAUUUUAUAGACUACAUGCAGCCACAGCAUUUACCUCCCUUGUGGUCUGUGGAGCAUAGACCUGAGAGAAUGAAAGCAAUGGAUGAUCAAGAAUAAUUAGAUUGUUUAAACUACAUAUUUGUUCAUAGAAAAUAUUUUUGGGGAGGUGAAAAACGAUAUAUUGUUGACAAAUAGGAUCUUAAUAUUGUAAAACUUGUCAUAAUUAUUUGUCACAAAUAGAGACAUAUAGAGUAUUAUUUAAAAGGUUUAUUGUAGAAAAAUUGUAGACCUGGUUAUAAUUGUUCUUUAAUUCUAGAGGUAACUGCAAAUUCAUUUUUAUGUUACUGUGAUUCAAAAUACUGCAAACCAUGAAGCUUUCAAUCAGUUUUUAAAGUACAUGUAUAUUGCAUGUGAUGAACUAUACAAUUUUACAUUAUUUCUGUGAAAUAACUUAUAUAAUUAUAGAGGAUAUUUGUUUGUUUUGCAUGUAAGAUCGAAAUAUAUUUCACUGAGUGGACACCAGAUGCAAUAUUAAAAUGAGUGGCAUAGCCACAAGUGAAAAUAUAAUAGCUGGUGUGAAAGAGUGAAAUAUAUUUCAAUCUUACAUGCAAAACAAACAAACUUUCUAUUUUAUUUUAUGCUUUUUAGCUCACCUGUCACAAAGUGAAUUGGUGAGCUUUUGUGAUUGAUUUCCUUAUUUGUAUAUAGUAAAAACUUAAAAAAUCUUCUUUUAAAAAACCCAAAUAGCUAGAGCUUAAAUAUCAAGCAUGAAACACCCUCUAGUGGGUGUCUACCAAGUUUGUUCAAAUAAAAGCUUUGGGGUAAAAAUUGGUCCCGCCCCAGGGGGUCAUUGAUUUUCCUUAUAUGUGUAUAGUCAAAACCUAAAAAAUCUUAUUAUAAAAACCCCUAUGAGCUAGAGCUUAGAUAUUUAUCAUGAAACAUCUUCUAAUGGGUGUCUACCAAGUUUUUAUCAAAUAAAAGCCCCUGGUUUAAAAUUGCCCUUGGCCCAGGGGCCUAUAUACAGGUGAGCGAUUUCAGGGCCAUCAUGGCCCUCUUGUUUAGUGAUUUUAAGGGGGCAGGGGACCUAAAAAUGAACAAUUUUGUAUUUCAGUGUGGCCAGAAAUACAAUUCCAAAUAUUUCAAAAUCUGUUUCACAGGCAGAUAACCAGUUGCACAGCAUUAUUCAAUGAUAUAUGACAUACAUUGAAGAAAAAGAUAGUUUGCAUGCAUUGCUCCUUAAAACAAUGACUGACAGCAAUUUAUAUUUACCCCCACCCAGCCAAAAUCACACCUUAAAAAAUACCAAUAUGGGCAAUCUUCAUGAGGGUGCAGCAUACUCCAGAAUCUGCCUUUAAAAAUAUCACUAACACACAGUGCAAGCAAUGGCAUUUUCAAAAAUGACCAAUGAAGUGUCUGUCAUACGUUUAGAUUUUUCACAAAAUUUAUCCGAAAUUUCUUACUUGUUUGGCACCAACUGUCAAAGCUUGAUUUUUAGCUUUUUCACCUCCAUUCGGAGAGUCACAAAUACAUACAAUGUACAAAGCUACCAAAAUGCUUAGUUUCAGGUAAAAACCCAAAAAUACUUCUCAUUUCCUACACACAUACAAGAAAGAAUUACAAUGACAGAGAAAUAUCAGAAGUUUCUAGUACCUUCAAAAUACCAUGUCUGAGUUAUUAAAAAAUUUGAUCAUUCGGAUAUGUCCCCUGCCCCCUUAAGUCAUUUUUACUUUUUUUUCUCCAUGAUGUCACCAUACCUAUGCUGAAACUUAAUCUGUAAAAUUUCUUAAAUUUUGUUACAUUUUUAACACAAUGCAUAGAGGAUAUUAAAUUUUGUUUGUUUUGCGUGUAAGAUUGAAAUAUUUAUCACUGAGUGAACACCAGAUGCAAUAUUUUUACGAGUGGCAUAGCCACGAUUGAAAAUAUAGUAGCUGGUGUUCACGAAUGAAAUAUUUUUCAAUCCUAUAUGUUAAACAAAUAAUUUUUCUUUUUAUUUCAUGCUUUUUAAGUGAUUUUAAGUAUUUUUUUACUGAUUUUGCCACAUAACGCGACACAUUCUCCUUUAUGACAUCAUCACAUCACAUCAUGAUUCACAUCAUCAAUUUUGAAUUGUAGUUCUGUUAAAAUUUAUCUUACUUUGUUACAUUUUUAACAUGAUGUAUGAUGACAUCCACUUUCUUUUAGAUGCAGUUAACAAAACAAAUUAUGUAAUAUAAUGUAAUACAGGAGUAAUAAAAUUUUAUUUUUAAUAUGCUGCAGUUUCAUUUUAAAUUACAGAUGAAAAAGUCGUCUAAUCAUACCUUAAACAGAGGACUUUUAUAUGCUCAUUUUUGUCAUUGAAUAUUUUCAUAUAUCUGUUAUAGAUAUCAAUUCAGGUUUAAAGUACUUACUGCUUUAAAGCUGCACACCUCCAGAUGAGCCAAAAUAUUUCAAGAAAACUAAACUUGAGUAAAUGCUCCAAGAUUUUAGGAAAAUAAAAAAGGUUCAAGAUUCAAGUUACGCCCAAUAAAAGAUUUUCAGUAUCUAUCAAGAUCUUUCUACUGCAUGACUAACUCAGUAAGGGUUAUUUUUGCAUAUUUUGACCUCUUUUUGCUAACUUUCAUGGGUUGUACAUGUUGAUUGCAAUGUGUACAUUACUUUCUUUGUUCACUCCACAAUAUUUUAGUUUUAAAUACAUUUGCAAAAUUUUCAUAAAAAUUAGCAUGAAGGCUUGCUGGUUUAAGUCUUUCCAAAGUUACAGUUUCCUGAGUUGAAAUCACGUCUGUUAAAGCCUUCAAGUAUGACAAAUUGUAGUCAUCAGUAUUGCAUUUUUGCCCCAUGCAGAAUGCGCAUGCGCAAAAUGCAACGUUGCUUGUUACUAUGAAAAAUCUUAUUGUAAAAAGGUCUAUAUUUUCAGUCUUUAUUGAAAUAAACCAUAUGACUUGUAUUAAUGUCAGUUAAUAUUUUAUAAAUAAAACUGUCAAACUA
Molecule: messenger RNA, 3978 nt
Organism: Ruditapes philippinarum (Manila clam)
Lineage: Eukaryota; Metazoa; Mollusca; Bivalvia; Venerida; Veneridae
Product: exonuclease 3'-5' domain-containing protein 2-like
Biological process (GO): nucleobase-containing compound metabolic process
Cellular component (GO): nucleus; cytoplasm
Molecular function (GO): nucleic acid binding; 3'-5' exonuclease activity
Source: RefSeq, a predicted model, not a curated record